CUCUUGGGCCACGGAGCAAGUCUGGUGGUGCGCAACGAAGAGGCAACGUCUGGCGAGCGACCGCAAGAGUCGGACCGUCAGAAUUGUAUGCUCCUGGUGUGGCUUUAGUAACUGCGGUUUUCCUUUUCCGACGAGAGGAGUCUCACCCAUACCCUUGUGCUCCUUCCCAGCGCCGUGUAGAGAGUGAGGCUGCUUCGAUUGCUCGAUCGUGAGUUGUCAGGUCCUUUUCUCUGAUUGACAUCGGUUCUUGCUGUUUCUUCCCUUUUCUCUCGCCUUCCUCAACGGAGACUAGCUACAUAUUGAGGAGAGACUGACCGAGAUUUGACUUCGAUGGAAUCCUGAUUAGAAAAGCUCGACCAUGGCCCACCCUGGUAGAAGCUACACUGCUCCAACAAGGCAACAAGGGCAGGGUCGAGCCAUUGAGUAUGGACGAUCGCAACCGCAUUUGGAAUCCUCCAGCGCUACGGACUCUACCUCCGCCGAGCAGCCACCUCACACGGGCAGGCCUCCUCACGAUAGUCCCUAUCUCGGAAUUGGACACCCACCUAGUCGAGGUUACGCCCCUUCGCAGAGGUCAGAUCCGUAUGAACAUUCUUUCCCCCAGAGGUGGAGCUCGCCGUCACAUGAGGAUAAGAGUCGAUCAUCUGAGUAUGGUUUUCGGCAUGUGCUGCAAAAGCAGCCGGAUGUGAAUGCACGGCACCGCUCACAGGAGGAUCGAUGGCGAGGCAGCCAUGUCGACCAUGGCCCGUACCAGUCGCCUAGGGGAGAUUCGGAUCGACAAGCCAAAAGCACUGAGCAGGACCCCCAAACUCACCACGACUAUCUUGAGACACCUAGGCAUCCGUCGGCUGAAACACAUUCAGACCCUCAACCUCGACCACCACCACCAGGGCGCCCGCCAAGACCUCCUCCUGGAUUGACCGCAAAGAUCUCUCCACCGACGCAGACCAAGGUCUCCUUGCCAGCGGAGAAUCUUCCUGAAGGAGGAGCAUCCUCUCUUAAGCUUGCGCCCGGCCCUUCAGGAGAGGAAAAAGGUAGACCAGUCCAAAUCAAGAUUCAUAGUGCUUUCGGGGAGGACACAGACGACGAGAAUGAGGAAGCGAGCUCGUCGACACCAAAAAGAUCGGUUGCAUCAGCCAGUGCUCGCGAUAAGCCGUCGUCCACAAUUGAACCUGACCUCGGUGUAGGCAAAGACCACCGAAAGAUGGCUGCUCUCGUUUCAAACAAGAAGUUCACCUCGCACAUUUCGCGGUGGAAUACAAAGUCGGAAGAGGUGCAGGCCAUCGUUGAGGAGAAAGAACGACGAAAAGCGGCAAAGGCCUCGUCUGCCAAUGCAGAGCCUCUCGGCGCAGGCACUCAAAGCAACACAAUUCGCGAAGAGCCUGCAGAAGGAAGACGCGCCGACGACGACGAGGAUGAUGCUGAAGUACCCGUCGAUUUUGACUUCCUUGAUACCGAAAGGCGCUUGGCGUGCCUCUUGUGCCAGCGGCAAUUCAAGUCAAAAGACAUCUUGCUGCGACAUGCAAAGGAGUCUGACCUUCACAAGCGCAACCUGGAAGAUGCGGCGACGAGGAAGCAGGGCAAAGCUCGCAAAGCCGGCAAGACCGAGGCGCCGACGGCGAUGCGACGCGCAGGGUUCGCCCCAGUCGCAGAGGAAUACCGUGAUCGCGCUUCAGAGCGCAGGGCCAUUUUCGGAAGGGAGGAGGUAGCGGUGCCGACCAAGGCUGCCACGGCUAAGCAAGAAAAAGAGAAGCAAACGGCCCCGCAGGCUGAGCCUGUAAGCGCUCCUUUAGAUGAGAGCAACAAGGGUGGAGCCAUGUUGGCCAAGAUGGGCUGGUCGACAGGAAUGGGCCUUGGCAAGGAGAGCUCUGGACAGGUAAAUUCAGUCGAGGCCAAAAUAUACAGGCAGGGAGCUGGACUGGGGAGCAGCGAAGGCAAGAAUGCCGAGGAGGAAGGACGGAAGAGGCCGAGGGAGGGCAAAGACGCUUACGUCGACGAGGCUCGCGAACGAAGCCGUCAGCGCCUCCUCGAUGAUAAGUAGCUUCAAUUAUACAAGACAUCUUCAUACCUUUCUGUGAAUGCAGGCCGUGUCGAAAUGAGCUGUCUUGUGAGCAGGUGUUUGUUUAGCCGCUGUUGGGAAGGGCAGUCCUUCUCAUUCGGAGCUCAGAAGCCUUCAGCAAGGACGACCAAGAGGGUUCAAGUAAUAUUUGUAUUGGCAUUAGCAGUAAGAAAAGGAGAAACAGAGAAA
Molecule: messenger RNA, 2248 nt
Organism: Acaromyces ingoldii
Lineage: Eukaryota; Fungi; Basidiomycota; Exobasidiomycetes; Exobasidiales; Cryptobasidiaceae
Exons: 4
Coding region: 359-2041 (560 amino acids)
Biological process (GO): mRNA splicing, via spliceosome
Cellular component (GO): nucleus
Molecular function (GO): RNA binding
Source: RefSeq, a predicted model, not a curated record